AUGAACACCGGAUUACACGUUUCUGUUCCAAGUACUACAUUCACAUGUAAUACAUGUGGUAUUAAAUUCAUUGCAGCUGAUUUGCAAAGAGAACAUAUGAAGACCAGCUGGCAUAGAUAUAAUUUGAAGAGAAGAGUUACAGGUUUGCCAUCAGUGACUUCUGAUGUCUUUGCUCAUAAAGUAUUACAUCAACAAAAAUUAGCCAGUUUAAAGAACGAGGUUGAUGAAUUCGGUUUUGAACUUCCUAAGAGUAAAGCCAAAAAUGUCAAGAAACUGGGACAAAGAGGUAGAUUACCAAUAAUUGACAAACUUUCAAAUGAAGAUAUAGAUGUUAGUGAUAGAGAAAGAAGUGUCAGUCCUGCUAAAUCAGAAGCUUCAGAAUUUUCCCAAUUCUCUUUGGGAGACACAGUUUCAUUACCUGAAGAUUAUGAAUCCAAUUUUGAUACUGGAUCGGAAUUGAAUUAUUCUGAACUUGAUGACGAAGAAGAUAUUGAAUUAAACUCCGAAGAAGAGAAACUUUUAGAAACCGAAGAAGAAACUGACGAUGAAUUCAUUGAAGUAUUACCUAUAACGUUUUGUUUCUAUUGUAAAGAACAACAUAAUGAUAUUGAAAGUAAUUUGAAACAUAUGUUCAAUAAGCACGGAUUAUAUAUACCUGAAAGAACAUACUUGAUAGACUUAGAAGGUUUAUUGACAUUUUUGAGUGAAAUCAUUUACAUUGAUAACGAAUGUUUCGUUUGUGGAUUUGAAGGUAGAAAUUUAGAAAGUAUUAGACAACAUAUGACAUCUAAAGGACAUUGUAAGAUUCCUUUUGAAACUUUCGAAGAAAGAGAAACCAUUGAAGAAUUUUAUGAUUUCAAUGUUGAAGAAACACCUAAGGAUGACACUACCAAGAAACCAUCAACCAAAUCAAAUAAAUUAGUAGCAUUUAACGAGAAUCUCAUUUCAGCACCAAAGAACGUUAAACUUGAAAAUGACCGUAAAGUAUUAUCCACCGGGUUGGAAAUCGGUCAUAAAGAUGAUAUGAAAUAUCACCAUAAACCAGCAUCAUCAAUUUUGAAACAUAACGAUAGUCAAAAAUCAGUUAUCCUCUCCGACAGAAGAUUAGCACCGGGAUUAACUAUGAGAACUGUCACCAAGCAAGAGAAAUUAGUUAGACGUUUCGAACAUAAGCAAAGAUCCAAGAAGUUGAAUCACCAUAAUGUUGGUAGAGAAAACCAUAAAGAACAUUUCUUUGAUCCUAACACUUUUGGAUAUUCCAAUUAA
Molecule: messenger RNA, 1266 nt
Organism: Yamadazyma jaroonii
Lineage: Eukaryota; Fungi; Ascomycota; Pichiomycetes; Serinales; Debaryomycetaceae
Source: the annotation of a GenBank genome assembly